Ascochyta rabiei is the source of this 513-nucleotide messenger RNA. RefSeq lists its product as uncharacterized. The record is from RefSeq and is a predicted model, not a curated record. The transcript has 2 exons. Lineage: Eukaryota; Fungi; Ascomycota; Dothideomycetes; Pleosporales; Didymellaceae. Bases 1 to 513 code for a protein of 170 amino acids.
AUGCUGUUCCUCUGGCCGGGAAUGUCCAACGGCACCGGCGACCUGGUGCAGACGACGCUGGAAUCGUGGACAGGCGGCAACAGCUGGUGCGGAGCCCAGCCGGGCCAAUGGUGCAUCCGCAGCUCUCUGUUCGGCAGCUUUGGACAGCUUGACGGCCCGGCGAGUCCGGUCAGCGGAAACAUGAAGGUCGAGAUCCUGUACGAGUUGCUCUCUGACGGACAGACGUGGAAGCAGACCGCCACCGAUCUCGGUAGCAAGAAGCAGCUGUCGACUUAUUCGCAUAAGUCUGGUCCCUACAUGACGGGCUAUGGUACCGGCACAGAAUGCGACCAGGCCUGCACGGGUACCAUCGCUGCGCAGACGUACACGAAUACUGUCAUCACGCUCGCUGGAUCUGAUCCUGCUUUUGGUAAGACCAUCUCUGCCAGCAACGGAGCGACUUACAAAGGCCUUACCAACACUGGAAACGGCAAGGUUUGGACCAUCGCCGAAAUGCAUGUGCCAAAGAUGUAA